CUCUCUUGCUUCUCCUCUCGCUUUCCAUACAACUACUCUCAACUGGGACCCCGUUUAUUUCUAUACGUCAAUCACGAGGACAAGCAACAAGCAACGACUGACACCAUGGCACUCACAGACGGUCUGCUCAUCAAGGUGGUGAACAUCAUUGUCUACGCCGUCUCUCUCGGCUCCAAUGUAUAUUCCGUCGCUGGUCCUGAGGAUAUGUACGGCUCCUCUAAAGUGACCUAUGUCACUCCGUCAUCCUGGGCAUUCUGGUUAUGGACUCUCAUUCAUUUACUCCUCCUUGGUACAAUGAUCUUCCAAUUCACCACGCGUGGUCAAGAAAUCAUAGUCGACUCGAUUGCAUGGCGAUUUGCUCUCCUUGGUAUCUUUAACGCCGUUUACGUCUUCUUCUGGGCUAGGCACUGGUACAUCCUCGCUUUCGUCUUGAGCUUGCUCGUAUCCGCGACCGUCAGCCAGAUCUACUUUGUCGUAAAGAAGAAUCAUUCGGCUAGAGAAAGUCUAGCCGAAGAGGCUUUCGUACACUUGCCCUUCUCGCUCUUCCACGGCUGGACUAUCGUUCUCGUCGUCUUGUCGCUUUUUGAAGCCUUUGGUGUCAACGCUCACACUCACUCGGCUGGUAUUUGGACGAAAAUCGCCGUUUUCCUGGCUUUUGUCUUCCUCGAGACCACCGCAGCUGCAUACGCGUUUGCAAGCAAAGAGGGUGAUGCUGCUGGUGCCGCCGCGAUCACCUGGGCUUUGUUUGCUAUCUUCAUUCACCAGACUAGCAGCAAAUUCAUUCAUUGGUCCGCAUUUGCCUUCUUCAUUCUGUCACUCUUUGCUAUCAUCAAGUCCCUCUACACCACGUUACGCGGUUCCGGCAGUGCACUCCAUGACGAAGAGCGAGCCCCACUCGUACCUGGUUCCGGAUGAUUUCCCACCACCUAAGGGUUGUCAUUGACCCUUUCACCCUCAUGCAACGAUAAUCUGGAAGUUAGGUGUUGAUAGCGAUGAUGCGGCCAGCUGUAAAAAAGAACGAGACUCAGAUUUAUGAUGAUCUACGAACCUGUGCAGAGAUGUCAAACAUGUUUGAUCCCAUUUUGU
Molecule: messenger RNA, 1086 nt
Organism: Tremella mesenterica DSM 1558
Lineage: Eukaryota; Fungi; Basidiomycota; Tremellomycetes; Tremellales; Tremellaceae
Exons: 6
Coding region: 106-915 (269 amino acids)
Source: RefSeq, a predicted model, not a curated record